AUGAAGGUGAUAUUGGGUGUUCUGGGCAAUUCUAAAGACCAGUCAAAUUCAGAAUAUGAUUUGCGUAUCAACUUUCUUAGUUUUAGGGUUUCUUUCAAGAUUGGGUUAUUGGGUACUAGCAGGAUGAUAGUAUGUGUUCUGCAUGUCUUUUACAGGACUGUUGUUGAAGAUUUUACUUUCUGUUGUAUUAAUGCAGAGGACGAGAGGUGUCUGGGAUGGCUGGACGCGCAGCAGGUGGGUUCUGUGAUAUAUGUUUCUUUUGGGAGAACCUCCCUCAAAUCGAACCAACAGCAGGAAGAGAUUGCUCUGGGGUUGGAGAGCAGCCAGCAGCCUUUUCUGUGGGUCUUGCGAAUGGAUAUUGCACAAGGGAAGCCUGUCGUUUUGCCACAUGGAUUUUUAGAACGGAUAGGAGAUAGAGGGCUGAUUGUGGGAUGGGCGCCGCAGGUGAAGGUGUUGUCCCACGCUUCCGUUGGAGCGUUUCUUACGCAUAGCGGAUGGAACUCCGUGAUAGAGAAUAUCGGCUUCAGAAUUCCUAUGCUGGGAUGGCCAUAUUUUGCGGAUCAGUUUCUCAAUUGCAGAUUUGUCAACGAUGUGUGGAAGACUGGGAUGGACUUUAAGGGUGUGGAUGUUGACGAGUAUAGGUUGGUUUCGAGAGAAGAGGUUGAGAAUGGGGUGAGGAGGAUUAUGGAAUGUGAAGAGGCUAGGUAA
Molecule: messenger RNA, 708 nt
Organism: Cryptomeria japonica (Japanese cedar)
Lineage: Eukaryota; Viridiplantae; Streptophyta; Pinopsida; Cupressales; Cupressaceae
Product: linamarin synthase 1-like
Exons: 2
Coding region: 1-708 (235 amino acids)
Molecular function (GO): UDP-glycosyltransferase activity
Source: RefSeq, a predicted model, not a curated record